Messenger RNA from Sphenostylis stenocarpa, 681 nucleotides. The record is from the annotation of a GenBank genome assembly. Lineage: Eukaryota; Viridiplantae; Streptophyta; Magnoliopsida; Fabales; Fabaceae.
AUGGACUCGGUUCUCUUGCACUUCCAUCUCCACACUCUUCCUCCGCUUUCCUCCGCCACUCACCGCCCUCUCUUCCAGCCUCUCGCCACCGCCUCUUUCUACCGCUCUUCCCCUCUCCUGAGGCUCCGUCCAGCGCCGCUUCUCGCCGCCAACACCCUCACCGCUAAUUCCGUCUCGCCAAGAAGUGGACAGUACACUGUUGGUGACUUUAUGACUAGGAAAGAGGAUUUACAUGUGGUGAAACCCACAACAUCUGUGGACGAAGCUUUGGAUAUUCUUGUUGAAAAAAGGAUAACUGGUUUUCCUGUGAUAGAUGAUAACUGGAAACUGGUUGGUGUUGUUUCAGAUUAUGACUUGUUAGCACUGGACUCUAUAUCAGGUCAUGGGCUAAAGGAUAACAGCAUGUUUCCAGAAGUUGACAGCACUUGGAAAACUUUUAAUGAGCUGCAAAAAUUGCUCAGUAAGACCAACGGAAAGUUGAUUGGUGAAUUGAUGACCACUGCCCCUAUGGUCGUUCGUGAGACCACCAAUCUCGAGGAUGCUGCGAGGUUGUUGCUAGAAACCAAAUUUAGACGCCUUCCAGUUGUAGAUGCUGAGGGGAGACUUGUCGGGAUUAUCACAAGAGGAAAUGUUGUAAGAGCCGCACUGCAAGUGAAACGAGCUAACCAAAAGAAAGCAUGA